AUGAGGAAUGACAUUGGAAGCAACGUCACCAAGCAGAAGGCAGUCUCCAUCACCUGCGAAGUGUGGGCGAAUUCCACAAAGACGUCUACCAUCGUGAACGGCUUUGCCUCGACUGGGCUGUUUCCUCCAUCGUUGGAUGCCAUGAUGUACCGGUUGUCUCUGUUCAACCACCAUCGGAGCUCUGUACUACUCCUACCUCCCAAACGCAACAAGAAGGGUCCAAUGCGAAAGACGUUAUCCGUGAGUGGCAUGUUUAUCACAGCCGACUAUCAUGAGCUCCUUCAAGCUCAAGCUGAGGACAUGAAAUCGAAGAAAAGAGCAAAGAAGCAGCAGAUGAUUCCCAGCCCUGGGGCACUUGAAAUCGUAGUGGUUUAA
Messenger RNA from Aphanomyces astaci, 375 nucleotides. RefSeq lists its product as hypothetical. The record is from RefSeq and is a predicted model, not a curated record. The coding region runs from base 1 to 375 and encodes 124 amino acids. The transcript is spliced from 2 exons. NCBI's taxonomy places the organism in Eukaryota, Oomycota, Saprolegniomycetes, Saprolegniales, Verrucalvaceae.